AUGGCGGCGCUGGUGCUGCGCGUCCUGCGCGCUGCGCUGCCGGGGCCCGCCGCGCUCGCGCUGCCCGCGCGCAGGCUGCGCACUUCCGCCCCGCGGCGCGCGUUCGCCAAGGAGCUGUUCAUGGGCGCGGUGCGCAAGGAAGAAGUUUUCCCUUUUCCAGAAAUCAGCAAUGAAGAACUAGAGGAGAUGAACCAGUUUGUAGGACCUGUAGAAAAAUUCUUCAAUGAAGAAGUGGACUCAAGGAAGAUUGAUCGAGAUGCAAAAAUCCCACCUGAAACUCUAAAAGGACUGAAGGACUUGGGUCUCUUUGGCAUGCAGAUUCCAGAGGAGUAUGGUGGCCUUGGUCUGUCAAACACCAUGUAUGCACGUCUGGGAGAAAUCACUUCUUUGGAUGGAUCCAUCGCAGUUACCCUGGCAGCUCAUCAAGCCAUUGGGCUUAAGGGAAUCCUCAUUGCUGGCACUGAUGAACAAAAAGCAAAGUACCUGCCUAGACUGGCAUCUGGGGAGCACAUUGCAGCUUUUUGUCUCACUGAGCCUGGAAGUGGAAGUGAUGCUGCGUCCAUCCAAACAAGAGCAACCCUCAGUGAAGAUGGGAAGCACUUCUUAUUAAAUGGCUCCAAGGUUUGGAUAUCGAAUGGUGGCAUUGCUGAUAUCUUCACCGUGUUUGCGAGGACAGAGGUUGUUGAUAAAGAUGGACAAUUGAAAGACAAAAUUACUGCUUUCAUCGUAGAGCGAGAUUUUGGUGGAGUCACCCAUGGGAAACCUGAGGAUAAGUUGGGCAUUCGAGGAUCCAACACCUGUGAAGUGCAUUUUGAAAACACAAAAGUGCCAAUAGAGAAUGUAAUUGGAGAAGUCGGAGGGGGAUUUAAGGUUGCCAUGAAUAUCCUCAACAGUGGAAGGUUCAGCAUGGGCAGUGCCUCUGCUGGAAUGAUCAAAAAGCUGAUAGAGCUGACAGCAGAGUAUGCCUGUACCAGGAAACAGUUCAAUAAGAAACUGAGCGACUUCGGAUUAAUCCAGGAGAAGUUUUGUAUUAUGGCUGUGAAAGCAUAUGUAAUGGAGAGUAUGGCUUACCUCACUGCAGGAAUGAUGGACAGGCCAGGCUUUACCGACUGCUCCAUGGAGGCAGCCAUGGUCAAGGUGUUCAGUUCUGAAGGUGCCUGGACUUGUGUAAGUGAAGCACUGCAAAUCCUUGGAGGCCUUGGCUAUAUGAAAGAUUACCCCUAUGAGCGGUACCUCAGAGAUACCAGGAUACUCCUCAUUUUUGAGGGAACAAAUGAAAUCCUGCGCAUGUACAUUGCUUUGACAGGGAUGCAGUACGCGGGCAAAAUCCUGACUGACAGAAUUAAGGAGAUCAGGAAAGGCAACGUGGGAGUGGCCCUGGGUGAGUUCCUGAACAAAUUACGAGACACGAUGGGCAGAAAAUUGGAUUUCGGGCUCGUGGGUGACCGUGGAGUGGUGCAUCCCAGCCUGCAGGAAAGUGGCAAGAAACUCGAAGAAAACAUUUACUAUUUUGGCACUACCGUGAGAGGCCUGCUCAGCAGGUUUGGCAAGACAAUCGUGGAAGAGCAGCUGGUCCUGAAGAGAGUGGCAGAUAUAGUUAUUAACCUAUAUGCAAUGACAGCAGCUAUUUCCAGAGCCAGCCGGUCCAUCAGCAUCGGUCUGAGAAACCAUGACCAUGAGGUGCUUCUCACCAACAUCUUCUGCACAGAAGCGUAUUUCAAGAAUAAUUACGCCAUGGCUCAAUUAGAAAAAUAUGCAGAUGAAAAUCUGGAUGACUACAUCAAGAAAGCUGCAAAGCACAUCCUGGAGAAGAGAGCCUACACGUGCUCCCACCCGCUGGACAGGACCUUCUAAUCCCAUCCUGACAGCAAAUGCUGCUGAGUGUGUAUCUGGGAGUCAUUUUCUGCAGUUCAGGCAUCUGACACCUUAGAAAUAACUAUUUAAUGAGUUUACCAAAUGGAACUGUGUCUAACAGUGUAAAAUACAACUUCUAAACACACCUUUAUAUAAAGAGGAUAAAUAAAGCAGCUUUAUUUAAAUCUGA
This is a messenger RNA of Melopsittacus undulatus (budgerigar), 2044 nucleotides long. It is a transcript of the gene ACAD9, whose product is annotated as acyl-CoA dehydrogenase family member 9. Gene Ontology annotation, molecular function: acyl-CoA dehydrogenase activity; flavin adenine dinucleotide binding. Bases 1 to 1854 code for a protein of 617 amino acids. Lineage: Eukaryota; Metazoa; Chordata; Aves; Psittaciformes; Psittaculidae. The transcript has 18 exons. The record is from RefSeq and is a predicted model, not a curated record.